CGUUGUCAGGGCGCCGCGGCCUGGAUGUUACUCCAGGGGGCGGCCCGGUGCGGCCGGGGCCUGGCGGGGCGGAGCAGCGCGGGCGGGGCCUGUUCCCAGGUAAAUCUACAACUCUUCAGGUGCACGCAGCGCUGGAGACUGCAGGGAUGUGGGUUUCCUUUCUGGGAUGGGCUCCCGCGCAGAGACCACCUAAAAAGCUGCUUCUGCAAUGUUCGGAGUUUUUCCAUGGACCUGACAAAUGCAGAUUUUAGCCACCAUCUAAGCCAUUCGGACACCCGAGGAGAUGGCUCUCAGACUGAUCCCCAGCAGAGUGACGGAGAUCCCUGCGCUGCGGGGGGCUCAGAACCUUUGAAAGACACAGAGCCCCCUUUUUCCAAGCCCCCAACGCUCCUUCCCCCCACUAACUGCUGUAUGAGUGGCUGCCACAACUGCGUUUGGAUUGCAUAUGUAGAGGAGCUGCAGAAGCACUAUCAGGAUGGGGGAGAACAGGCCUUAGCAGCUGUGGAAAAGCACAUAGAAGAUGAGAACAUUAAAAUGAUUUUAAAGAUGGAAAUCCGAUUCCGCAUGAAGAAAGACUGAUGUUCACAGCCUACACUGUUGGCUUCUGCCAUGGCUCCUCCUCUCCCAUGGCAUGACAAACUCCAGAGAGCGAGCGAGCCCAUAUUUAUUUAUUACCCUUCUCCGAAAAGGCUCCUCUUUUAACAUAGUUUGUCCGUCUCCUUUUAAGCUUGGUUCUUGGGCUCAAGAGCCCAGUUUGACUACCGGUUGGAAAAGGAUUGCUGUUAUUUACUGGUAUGAGUUACAGUUCUUGGCAGAAAUUGGGUGAAAAUAAAUUCAUGCCCGUGUGCUUAAAAAUGUGAACCUCUUCUAGGCGUGUGUCUCUGUUCUGGGCUUGUGCAACGCCUACCUGGCCCUACUUCAUGCUUAACGCAAUGGAGUCGCUCCUGGCGCACACUGCUUUAAGAGUGUUUGUUUAACAUCUAGGCUGGGAAUCCCAAACGGGACAAAGAAUUCAGCACUCAAAUCCCACAUUCUCUGGGAGUUUAAGUCCGUUAGCCCUCCUUAAAACCCCACUGUGGAUUGGAUAAAUAGUCCUCUCUCUCCCCUGAUGCAUGGCCAGCUGUGCUCCCCUCUGGAUCCUCAACACUACUUCCUCACCCAGCUGCUGGGUGGCUGGAGCUGAAGAGCCUAGUGCAUAACCGGCAGUUCCCUGGGAGGGCCUGGGAGCCCUUUAGCACCACCCUGUUUGCUGUGUC
Molecule: messenger RNA, 1256 nt
Organism: Gopherus evgoodei (Goodes thornscrub tortoise)
Lineage: Eukaryota; Metazoa; Chordata; Testudines; Testudinidae
Gene: OXLD1
Product: oxidoreductase like domain containing 1
Exons: 2
Coding region: 25-579 (184 amino acids)
Cellular component (GO): mitochondrion
Source: RefSeq, a predicted model, not a curated record